Messenger RNA from Naumovozyma dairenensis CBS 421, 1902 nucleotides. It is a transcript of the gene FET5, whose product is annotated as ferroxidase FET5. Bases 1 to 1902 code for a protein of 633 amino acids. Gene Ontology annotation, molecular function: copper ion binding; ferroxidase activity. Gene Ontology annotation, cellular component: fungal-type vacuole membrane. Gene Ontology annotation, biological process: reductive iron assimilation; cellular response to iron ion starvation. The transcript has a single exon. The record is from RefSeq and is a predicted model, not a curated record. Lineage: Eukaryota; Fungi; Ascomycota; Saccharomycetes; Saccharomycetales; Saccharomycetaceae.
AUGCAUUUAUCAUAUUGGCACUCACAUCUACUAAUAUUCAUAACACUCGCAUCCACUUUCUUCAAUGUAACUCUUGCAAAGACUCGCCAGUUUAAUUUCACAGCUUCAUGGAUAACAGCCAAACCAGAUGGUAUUCAUGAAAAGAAAAUGAUUGGGUUCAACGGUAAAUGGCCACCACCAGAUAUUCAUGUAAAUAAAGGAGAUAGAAUUGAAUUGUAUUUAACCAAUGGAUUCCAAGAUAAUCAUACAGUCACCUCAUUACAUUUCCAUGGAAUGUUCCAAAACUCUACAUUUGAUGAUAAUCAAAACUUAAUGGAUGGGCCUUCUAUGGUAACUCAAUGUCCCAUCGUACCUGGUCAAACUUAUUUAUAUAAUUUCACCACAGGCGACCAGAUUGGGACAUAUUGGUAUCAUGCUCAUCACUCUGCUCAAUACGGUGAUGGUAUGAGAGCUGCUCUUAUUAUCCAUGAUGAUGAUAUACAGCAGCCUUUCCAAUAUGACAAGGAAUUUGUUAUCGGAAUAUCGGAUUUGUAUUGGAAACCUUACGAUCAAGUUACAGAUAAAUUUCUUUCAAGAUAUAACCCAACGGGCGCAGAACCAAUCCCUGAUUUAUUUCUCUUCAAUAAUACUGUAAAUGAAACUUUACAUUUUGAAACUAACAAGACUUAUUUGUUAAGAUUUAUUAAUAUGGGAUUAUUCGUUUCGCAAUAUAUUUCUCUAGAGGAUCAUCAGUUCACUAUCGUGGAAGUCGAUGGCAUGUACGUGAAACCAAAUAUUACAGACGUAUUAUAUCUCGCUGCAGCACAAAGAAUGAGCGUUCUAGUUAAGAGUAAAGAGACCGAUCCGGGCAAGAAUUUCGCUCUAAUGCAAAUAGUUGACCAAACGAUGUUAGAUGCGAUACCUCCAAAUCUUCCAUUAAAUAUGACAAAUCAAGUUGCUUACGGUGAUGAUUAUUCAAAACCACAUUCAAUAAUUCCACAGGAUUUUGAAAAAUUAGCAACAAAUGAUUUUUACUUAGAACCAUAUUAUGAUAAUCAUUAUCAAGUGUUUAAAGAUUAUGAUCAACAAAUUGUAUUAGACGUUAGAAUGAGGAAUCUUGGUGAUGGUAUUAAAUACGCAUUUUUCAAUAACAUAAGCUUUGUUGACCCGAAAAUUCCAAUCUUAACUACUAUAUUAACAUCAGGGAAAUUGGCCGAUGAUCCACGUAUAUAUGGUGAGAACGUCAAUCCAUUCUUUUUCAAGAAGAAUCAAAUUAUUGAAGUUGUUCUAAAUAAUUAUGAUACAGGUCGACAUCCUUUCCAUUUACACGGUCAUAAUUUCCAAAUAGUUCAAAAAUCAAAUGGUUUCCAUAUCGAUGAACAAUUCCCCGAAGAACUACAAGAUGAAAUGACCGUUCCUUAUAAUGAAUCCAAUCCAUUAAUGCCAAUUCCUGAAAUACCAAUGAUUAGAGACACUGUAGUAUUGGAACCUAACGGUCAUGUUGUACUUAGAUUUAAAGCGGAUAAUCCUGGUGUUUGGUAUUUCCAUUGUCAUGUAGAUUGGCAUUUACAGCAGGGGCUUGCUGCGGUUUUCAUUGAAGAUCCAUUCGCUUUACAAAGGCAAAAUUCAUUAACUGAUAAUUAUAAAGAUAUUUGUAGCGCCGCUAAUAUUGCUAAUGAGGGGAAUGCUGCUGGGAAUUAUGAGGAUUGGUUUGAUUUAGAUGGCUUACCAAGACAACCAGAUCCAUUGCCUGAAGGGUUUACAUUAAAGGGCUAUAUUGCAUUUGCAAUUAGUACAUUAUGUGGUAUAUGGGGACUCUAUACAAUCACGAAAUAUGGUAUGUUUGAAGAUAUUCCAGAUAAUGAAAGUCUGUACACUACUCUGAAAACAAUCAUUGAAGAAAAUGAAAUUUCAGUAAAAUAA